CAGUGCGGCAUUUAGGGGGCAGGCUGACAUUAAAAUCCAAAGAAGAAGCAGGAGGGUUUUUUUUUGCGAUACGCUACAAAAUGAUCCAUACCUGUCAAAUGUGUAGCUGAUCCGAUCCGUUUGUUCGAAGAAUAAUAAAAUACACCGACGAUACUCGCCGCAAAACAGAGGCAUUACGCCGCAAAAGUGUGCGCAUGGAAGGCGUCAAGAUGCCCGGUCAACUUGACGGCUUGAAGCCCAGAAAGAGGAAGAUCGGCUCCAGACAGGCUUCUACGUCAAGAAGGAGAUGCGCAGACGGUCCAAAGACGCAGCCGGCAGCAGAGUGCAGCUCGGCCGUCGGUGUUCACAGCAAAGCAGACGUCCCUCUCGAGAAAGACUCUCGCAUCAGCUGCGAGUGCCACCACUUUUCAGGCAGGAGGAGGUGCUCGGCGUCGCCAGAGGUCGAAAGCCAGGAGGGCAAAGAAAACGCACUGAGGGCGAGGCUGGAACCGGAGGGCCGCAAAGGGAACGGCGCCCGCGACAAGCGGGAGUCCGAGGACAUGGAUUGUGAGGAAACCAGCAAAAACGUGGGGAACAUCUUCCCGGACGACGACAGCAAUCAGAUUCUUCCCGUCGAGCAGUUCUUUGGGAACUUGGACGCCGUACAGGACUUCCCUCAAAGAUCGUCGGAGACGUCCCGCCGCGUCCACAGGGAGCGCAGGAGACGACACUACUACGCACCAGAGGACAGCGACCAAGAGGAGACGAGGGGCGGAGGGGACGCUGAGUGAACGGGCAGCGCACCGAGGACAUUAGAGGACUUCGCAGCGAGUCAACACGCCAAAGCGCUUUGAGAAAACGCCGCCAAAAUGAGACGGCUCAUCAGAGUUGGACCCCCCCCCCCAAAAAAAACCCGCUGAUGGACGUGCUCGCCAUUCACUGGUGAUGAAGUAACCCGGGGCGAUGCGGGUCACGUGCCCCAAAGAACCCGCUGGCUCCAGUUCACCACCGCUGGUCAGGACUCGGCUGAUGGCUCAAAGCGCGGCGUCAACAUUUCCAGUUGUCGACCUGACGAGGAAACUCCAAACACACAGACCUGCCAAAUUGUUUUAAAAUGCCUGAAUGUGUUAUUUCAUUUGAUACCUUUUGAUGCAGCUACAGUACUGAGAUGAAUAUGUCCACCUGUGGCGGUUUGUACAAUAGUGCCUGUUUUGUUAUUUAUUUCUGAAUUCAUGCUCUGUGUUGGCGGCACUUCAUUUAGAUAAAUCGGGCUACGUAACGCGCUGCUUUAUACAGCCUUGAUCAAUGCCAAACAGUACUGGACUUCAACAUUUAAUCGAUUUAUAUUCAAUUAUAGGUUGUGUACAUGCAGAAAGGAAGGAGGUGUCGAAGAGUAGAUCCACGUAGACAGCGUUUAAUAUCAAAUAUUAGCAUUUGAGAGGAAUGUCAUUGUUCACCAAGUGUCUCAUAUUCAUUGUUCAUUGCAAAGUCUUUUUUUGGCAGCUGCUUAACAUACUGUAUAACACAUCUGUGAAUUAUAACCUGUGGAAGUAUAUCGAUGCAGCUAACACGUUUCUCUGGGUUCCUGCUAGGUUCACAUUUGCAAACAUAAAAUACAAAAAAACAAUCAUGGACCAACAAUGUUUGUGGAAAAGUGGUGAUUUAAGGCUGACAAAUGUCAUCUAGUCGUCUGAGGUAAUUGCACUGCUGCGGUUCACUCCUAUGCAACUUCCUGUCCGAGUGACCGCCGCUGAAAUCAAUCCAUGCAUUUCUACAUCACCGUGCCAACAAAGACAAAUAAAUGGUUUUCAUGGU
Messenger RNA from Gasterosteus aculeatus aculeatus (three-spined stickleback), 1794 nucleotides. It is a transcript of the gene c2h1orf174, whose product is annotated as chromosome 2 C1orf174 homolog. The record is from RefSeq and is a predicted model, not a curated record. NCBI's taxonomy places the organism in Eukaryota, Metazoa, Chordata, Actinopteri, Perciformes, Gasterosteidae.